UAAUUAGAUUUAGGUAGAUAGCUUAAUUAGAUUUAAAUUUAAUUUUUUUUAUUCCAUGUGUAUUUAAAAUAAAUGAAAAAGCCACGUGUAAAUGUUGAGUCAGCAAAAAAUCUGUCAGAUAGGCUAAAAACAUGUGUAGGGACUUAUUCUGAUUAAAAAAACAAUUCCAGGGAUCCGGAAUCGGAAUUUUUUUUUUCAGGGACUUAUUUUAAUACGGGGUACAAUUUCAGGGACCCCUAGAGUAUUUAAGCCUAGUUCAAAAGUGCAAAGUUCUGGAAAGUGGAAACCAGUUCAAUCUGCUAGCUAUAGAGUUGAGAAGUUGGAACUAGUGAGUUUGGGGGAAAUUCAAAAACAGGGAGAAAUGGUGAGUGAAGGAGUGAGUGUAACAGUAGCCAUGGUUACAACUCAGUUCUUGGAUGUGGGCUUGAACACUCUAGUGAAGUCAGCCACCAACAGUGGAAUGAGCAACUAUGUUUUUGUUGUCUACUCAAACCUUUUGGCUCUAUGUUUCCUUCUACCAUCCACCAUCCUCUACCAUAGGAAGAGAGCUCCUCCCCCAAUUCCAAGCUCAAUUCUCUGCAGAAUGUUUCUUAUCUCUUGCCUCAGUACUGCAGUGCAGACUUUGGUGUACACUGGAAUUGGAUAUAGCUCCCCCACACUGGCCUCAGCUGCGGUGGACCUUGUGCCUGCUUUUACCUUCAUACUUGCUGUAAUUUCCAGGAUGGAAAAUCUGAACCUGAAACUGCAUAGGAGCCAGGCAAAAAUUGUUGGCACAGUAGUUUCCAUUGCAGGGGCACUAAUCAUGACUUUAUAUAAAGGGGUGCCGCUUAUUAGGCAAAAUUUAGCAUUGGGAGGACGUGGAGCUUAUCUCUCAGUGCAAUCAGACUGGAUACUUGGUGGCUUUAUUCUUGCAACUGCUAGCUUUUGUGCUUCUGUUAUGUUUAUUGUCAUGACUUGGGUUAUCAGGGACUAUCCUGAAGAACUAGUGUUAACAACCAUUUGUUCUAGCUUGGUGGUGGUCCUAUCUGCUAUAGUUGCUCUAAUUGCUGAGGGUACUUCAAAAGCUUGGAUUCUCAGAUCUGAUAAGGAGUUGAUAGCUGUGUGUUAUUCAGCAAUUUUUGUGGUAUCAAUGCGGGGUGUUGUGAACGCAUGGGCGUUUCGUAAGAAAGGACCAAUUUACGUAGCCAUGUUCAGCCCUUUAGGAAUGGUAAUUGCGGCUGCCAUGGGAGUAGUACUUCUAGGAGACAGUCUUUAUCUGGGAAGCUUGAUUGGAGCUGCUACAAUAGCUAUUGGAUUUUAUGCUGUGAUUUGGGCGCAAGCUCAAGAGGAAAAUGUGCUACAUAUUGAGAGGAAUGAUUUUGCCUCAUCAUCUUCUUCCUCCCCUCUCAUGUCGACCAUAGCCAUAGAUGCAUAGCUGAAAGAUAAAAAUUUAACACACAAGUUAAAUGUUUAUCAUUAUACUAUAUAUUCAACAUUUAAAUUGUAAUGCAAACAUAAAAUUGAUUGAUUAUAAAAUCAAUAUUAAAAAAAUUAUGAAAAAUUACCUUCAA
Messenger RNA from Lotus japonicus, 1550 nucleotides. Its product is annotated as WAT1-related protein At5g40210-like. The record is from RefSeq and is a predicted model, not a curated record. Gene Ontology annotation, molecular function: transmembrane transporter activity. NCBI's taxonomy places the organism in Eukaryota, Viridiplantae, Streptophyta, Magnoliopsida, Fabales, Fabaceae. The transcript is spliced from 7 exons. Gene Ontology annotation, cellular component: plasma membrane. The coding region runs from base 362 to 1414 and encodes 350 amino acids.